Engraulis encrasicolus (European anchovy) is the source of this 2832-nucleotide messenger RNA. It is a transcript of the gene dbf4, whose product is annotated as DBF4-CDC7 kinase regulatory subunit. Gene Ontology annotation, cellular component: Dbf4-dependent protein kinase complex. Gene Ontology annotation, molecular function: protein serine/threonine kinase activator activity; zinc ion binding; nucleic acid binding. Lineage: Eukaryota; Metazoa; Chordata; Actinopteri; Clupeiformes; Engraulidae. Gene Ontology annotation, biological process: regulation of cell cycle phase transition; positive regulation of nuclear cell cycle DNA replication. Bases 72 to 2441 code for a protein of 789 amino acids. The transcript has 11 exons. The record is from RefSeq and is a predicted model, not a curated record.
CGUUGUCGUCGUUUAGUUACUGGAAGCGCGGGAAGGAUGAGCAAACUUUUGGGUGAAAUGAAAACAUAGAAAUGAAAACAGUAGGCCUGCAUUACAACCGUAACAAAACUAGGCUUACGGGUAAAGUGUUCUACCUUGACUUGCCACCAAACAAACGAAACUCGAAACUCGAAAAUGACAUCAAAACGCUUGGAGGGACGGUUGAGAAGUUCUUCAGUAAGGACAUCCGCUACCUGGUCAGCAGUAAGCCUGAGGCUCGCUAUGUGCACCGGCUGGCCCAGGAGUCUCCGGUGCCCAGCCCAGAGUCGGGGGUCAGCUCCCCUCGGCCCGGCAGCAGCAAAGACAGACCCCGCGGCAGCAGCUCCCACGGACACCCAGACACUGCGCAGGUGAGUCGUGGGAAGGCGCUGGUUGAGAAGGUUGUGAAGGAGCAGGAGCGCUUCCAGAUGAACAAGAUGUUCUCCGACGCCCUCGAGUGGGGAGUCAAAAUACUGUACGCGGAAGAUUUAAUGGCAUAUAUCGAGAAGAGGAGGCCCAUCAUUUCUGCACAGAAGAAGGCAACCACUGUGGCAGCCAAAAAGGCGGUCAAAGUAACACCUGGUGGAAGGACUUCCUCUCAAAAACACAAUGGUGUCAGGAGGAUUAGUAAGCCGUUUGUGAAAGUGGAGGAUGCAAGUCGGCGCUUCAAGCCUCUGUACCUGCACAUGGCCAACAUGCCCGCGUGUAACUUCAGCUCCGCCCCUCCGGCCAGCCCUUUCUACCAAGAGGAGAGGAAGCCCAACACACACAUGCCAGAGAAGCCUGGUGGUAAGGGUAAGCAGAGGAGGCUAGAGGGGCGGGAGAAGAGGAAGAAUGGCUUCUGUGAGUGCUGUGCAGUCAACUAUGACAAGCUGCAGGCGCAUGUGAAGGGUGAGCGCCACCAGAGCUUUGUAGCGGCUGGCCACCAUUACCAGAGGCUGGAUGCCCUCAUAGCAACGCUGCCCUGGGCCUUCGCACAGGACCCACCACCACACAGGGACAAGCUCAGUGUUUCCACGCUGCUCACUUGUGCUCCAGUCACCAGUCACCGAGCAGAGGAAGCGGGAGGCAACGGAAAAGAGAUCCGCAUGAAAAAAAGAGUAAGACGACAGGAGAGCCAAACUCCUCCCGGCGCCGAUGUUGUUGCCGCUGCAUCGUGUUCAUCAUCCCACCGGAAGCGAGGCAGGGGAUCUCCUAGCCGCCCGACGCACAGAGACUCGACAGGCGAGGCGGCGGCGACCCCGGCGGACGCUCCGGAGACGUCUGUGAGCAACCUGGCGUCGUACGUGUGGGGCUCGUGCCCCUCGCUGUGGAGGGUGAUGAGCGGCUCCCCGCCUCUCCGCUCGGACGCUGCUCCUCAGGCCUUCCUCACGGCCCCGACUGAGGUGACGGACUGCAGUACUACGCAGCAUACGCAGCGUGACAUGGGCAGGGCGUUCCAGCGAGUUUACGGGAACAAAAGGCGCACGCCGUCGGGCAGUGGCACCAACUCGCCUGUCUCUCCUGGCUUUUUGCUGAGAUCGCCGGGAGCAGAGGCGUUUGAUAGGCUGCUACAACACCAGGACUCGCCGGUCGCCCGGACGACGGCGACGCAGAACAAGUCCGCCCGUACCACACUGCGGCGGCAGACCUCGGUACAGAAAAACACUGUAGUGCACAGAGACACAGAGCUGCACAUUGCAGAGGAAAAGUCUGCAGACCUCACGAAACAGGAGUCUGCAUUCGACAGGCUCUUCAACACAGUACACGACCACAGCACACUUGAUAGACAGAACUCAUAUGAGGACCACAGGUUACCGGGCAAACCGGUAGACUCCCACACAACACCAAGGCAGCAACAGGCGACGCACUACGUCAAACGUGUCAGCAGCACACCACCAGGACCUUCCUCCUCAAAGGAGGACCCUGCUGCACACACCACACAGACCCUGCCGUGUCGAACUGUCAGCCCUCCCUCCUCCUCCUCCUCAAAGCGCUUCCCCAAAAGGAUAAAGAGGAGGUCAUCGGGGCACUUCAUCACAGACCAGGACCCUCCCCGUCCCGGACAAACACUAGUGCAACAUGUCACAGACAGCCCCAACCCAGAGACGAGAGAUGACAACAACGACAACGAGGACGUGCAUUCAGAGUCGGGGGAGUGUAGUAGAGCUUCCCUCAGGCGUGUACUGCGGAGGAGGGUCAGGCCGGACCGGAGCUGGAAGAGAGGCCGGUGUGACGUCUCGCUGGGCCCGCCAACCAGCACUCCUCACGGGCAGGCAGCGGCAGCAGAGGAGGAGGAGGAGGAGGAGGGGAUGACCCUCAUGGGGCUCUUCAGAGACGAUGAUGAUGAAGAGUACGUUGACGAUAAACAGAUUCUUCUAAAGCUCUUCCAAGAUGACCAAGACUCUGAUAUGCAGGAAGACUUCCUUGGUUUUGACCUUUGAAAAGGCAUGGGGGGAGGUGUGGGUGUGUGCGUGCGUGCAUGCGUGCGUGCGUGCGUGUGUGUGUGUGUGUGUGUGUGUGUGCGCUGUAAGGGCAGCUAGGAUUGUCUGUGGUGGAAGUGAAACUGAAACCUAUUCCUUAUUUCAGUUGCCAUACUCAAAGCGUAUGCGAAGUCCAGUUGUAUUCUUUUCCCCUUUGAAUGGAUUCUAAUCCAUUGAAUGGAAUGAAGUAGAUCAACGAAAUGAUGUACUGUGUUCUAACAGACAGAUUGUCCUUGUUGACAGAUGUUGAAAUGUUGACAGAUUCUGCACAUGUGCAAUGUACCAGAAUGUAGUGUGACUGGAAGAGGAGGAGGAGGGGAACUCCUCUAAAGCAUCCUGGGAAAAAAAUAAA